UGAUAUACGUGACAAAGAAAAAUAAGAAAAUUUGUUGGAAGUCACGCCAGGGUGCGUCAAAUGCGUCCGCCAACAUGGCCACGUGCUAACGAGGGACGUGUUUACGCGAGAGCUAGUGUAAAAGAGAGAAAGAGAAAGAUAUCCGAAUGAACUUGAGUGAGAAAGAGAUAUAUAUAUAUAUAUACAUAUAUAGGGAAAAAGAGGGAAGAAGAUAUAGGCGUCACCGUUGUACAUAGAUUUUAAACGGCACAUCGUAUAAAUCGUCUAUGGUGAUUGGUUCGUGUUCCUAGUCAUGACGACAUAGAAAUAAAUAAAGAAAAAUAAAGAUAAAAAUAAUGUUCUUGUAUAAUUCUUGAUCGCGUUUUAAAAAAUACGUCCUCGUCGUAGUUGUCCCCGAGGUCGUCGUGUUGUUUUGUCGUUGCCGUUUCUCAUCGUAGUGUUGGUGUUGAUGUUGAAUAUGGCGAAGAACACUGACGAACCUAAUCGCCAACAACUCUACAGGUCUACCUGCUGCAAGGAUAAAACUAAAGAAAAUGAAUUUGACGAUGAGCAAUUAACAAAACGUUUCGUUAAUUCUUGCACAAGCUCAUCAUCGAUUGCAACUACCACCACAAGUACAAAUACAAAUACAACAACAACGAUGAUGUCAACAACGGUUUCAAGAAAUUAUCGUCCACGUGGAAGCUUGGCAAGAAUUCUUUAUGAUAAACAAAGAGCCGACGAGAGAUUAGAUGCCUAUGACAAAAGACAGUGGUACAAGGUAGACAGCAGUAAGAUCCGAGACGAUUUGCUAAAGCUAUGGGUUCCACUGGGUGCGGGUCCCUGCCGGGACCAGCCGGAUGAAGCCACCGAGAUUUUCUUGAUGAGAUCCACCGAGAGGUCUGAAUCUUUACCACUGCAAGCUUGGCAUUCGUUGGCGAGAUCGGCCCUCUCUUGGUUCAUCAGUCGCACCUCCAUCAAUGGAUUAUUAGGACGAGGUUCCAUGCAUGUAUUCUCCAGCGAGCAAUUUGAAAAAUUAAUGGAAGCUAGCGGUUACAAAGGUCCUUGGGAAUCCCUCGUUGAUUUGGGUGCUGGUGAUGGUGCUACCACUGCUCACGUGGCUCAUCUAUUUGAAAGAGUUUAUGCUACUGAUAUUUCACCGCCUAUGAGAUGGGCAUUGGCCAAACGAAAAUUUAUAGUAUUGGACGUCGACAAAUGGUACGAGGAAGCUGGUCAAUUCGACGUAAUACUUUGUUUGAAUUUGCUCGAUCGUUGCGAUCGUCCUAACAGUUUGCUAAGACAAUUUCGAAAAUCCUUGAAAACAGGAGGUCGACUAGUGGUAGCAUUGGUUUUACCAUUUAGUCCAUACGUUGAAGUUGGUGAUAGAGGUGAUCACAAACCAUCUGAGUAUCUGCCAGUUAAAGGAAUUGGCUUGGAAGGUCAAAUAGCUGGUUUAGUCGAUCGAGUCUUUACACCAUUGGGCCUAAGAUGUUUGGCUUGGAGUAAACUACCAUAUCUCUGCGAGGGCGACCUGGGCCAGUCCUAUUACUUUCUCGAUGAUGUCCUCUUCGUUCUGGAAGUAGUACCAGUUAGUAAAACAAAUCCUGCGACUAGUUCUUCUGAUAGUACAAUAUUAUCGUCAUCUCGGUUACAACACUGAUCGAAGAAGAACUUUUAGGACAAUGUUUAUAACGAAUAUGAAGAUAACGUUAAUGAUACUCAUAAUGGAACCAGGAUUGGCCUAACUAUAUGAUCAAACCAAACAACCAAUUGAAUGAUACAAGGAAAUUCAAUAUUCUAUGGAUUACUUGGACAACGUUUUAAAAAG
This is a messenger RNA of Polistes dominula (European paper wasp), 1807 nucleotides long. RefSeq names its product protein-L-histidine N-pros-methyltransferase. NCBI's taxonomy places the organism in Eukaryota, Metazoa, Arthropoda, Insecta, Hymenoptera, Vespidae. Gene Ontology annotation, molecular function: protein-L-histidine N-pros-methyltransferase activity. The record is from RefSeq and is a predicted model, not a curated record.